AUGUCUAAUUCAGAUGUAAUCGAAUCCAGAUUUCUGGCUUUUGAUCAGAUGUACAGCUAUGAGAAAAGAUUACAGACGUUUAAUGACUGGCCUUUCCGUGAGGAUUGUCAGUGCACACCUGAACUGAUGGCGAAAGCUGGUUUUGUCCACUGCCCCAGCGAGAAUGAGCCUGAUGUGGCCUGCUGUUUUUACUGCCUAAAAGAACUGGAGGGCUGGGAGCCAGAAGAUAUUCCCUGGUCGGAGCAUGCCAAACGGUCCCCUGACUGUGGAUUUCUGCAGAUGAAACCGUUUGAUGAGCUCACUGCCAUCGAUUUCUUUCGUCUUGAGCAGGGGAGGAUUCGAAACUACAUAAGAAAAGUUGCACACAUGAAGAUAGCGUACUUUCGUGACGAAGUGGAAAACACCAGCAAAAGUCUGAGAGUUCUGUUUGAUAUUGUGCAGUGAACUAGAUUUUAUUGAUGUUUUGUGUGU
Trichomycterus rosablanca is the source of this 471-nucleotide messenger RNA. It is a transcript of the gene birc5b, whose product is annotated as baculoviral IAP repeat containing 5b. Lineage: Eukaryota; Metazoa; Chordata; Actinopteri; Siluriformes; Trichomycteridae. The record is from RefSeq and is a predicted model, not a curated record. The transcript has 4 exons. Bases 1 to 444 code for a protein of 147 amino acids.